Molecule: messenger RNA, 381 nt
Organism: Enterobius vermicularis (human pinworm)
Lineage: Eukaryota; Metazoa; Nematoda; Chromadorea; Rhabditida; Oxyuridae
Source: the annotation of a GenBank genome assembly
UCCCCAUGUUAUUUGAUCGCUAUGACUGCUUAUGGACAUGAAGCUGGUCAACCAAUAGAGUGCCUAAGCAUUGCAGUUGAAUUGCGUAAGGAGGAAAUUAUUGACCAAAACGGCCAAAAGGCUUUUAGAGUCGGUUUUAAGAUUGGAGGGGGUAUUGACCAGGAUCCUAAUCUAGCCAGUUUUAGAUAUCCUGACACUGGUAUUUAUAUAACUCAGGUAGAAGAAAAUUCGCCAGCAGAAAAAGCUGGCCUUAGGCGGCAUGAUAAAAUUCUACAGGUGAACGGCUAUGACUUCACAAUGGUCACCCACGAUAAAGCCGUUAAAUAUAUUAAGAAGUUUCCAGUGCUGCAUAUGUUGGUAGCUCGAAGUGACAUGUUCUGA